CGGCUUGGGCAAAGACUAGUAGUUCUUUGUUCGAUUGCCUCGACGUGAAUGACGAUCGUUGACGCUAUUUAAAGUUAGGUUUCACAAAAUGCAGUUUGCUGGGAGCACCGAUUUUGAUGUUUGGCCAAAAUUUGGUGCCCACUAAAGUCUGGUGCUUGGAAACGAGACCGCAUCGGGCAGUCGCGUCGUGGUCGUGUCACGGUCUCUCGGCCGGAGAAAUGCGCACACAUUCUUUCAUUAGAUUAGACACUACAUGACGCUUCAUUACGGGAGAUGAGAAAGAUGUCGAUGAAAUGCAAAAUUGACAGACAUUUUUGUGUAAAUUAGUAAAAAACCAUUGAUGUCAACAGCUUAAUCUUCAGUUCUUCAGUUCUUCAGGCUGUUAAUCUGAAGAUCAUCACCUGAGGAUUGCCAACCAAUCCACCAUUAAACUCUCUUCUAGCUAAUACCAACUACUGUGGAUACAAACCUAGUUGACAUCUUUACUAGCCCAGCCCUGUUUUGUAGCGGAUAGUCAACGCCUGCAAUGCAUGUAUGUUGACAUCAAAGUCUGAAUCCUGUGCCUGUGUUGAUUGAAUCAUCUUCUAUUGGCAGUGAUACAACUUCACUCCCGCUGGCGACUUUACAUCAACAACUUCCUUGGGAUGUAAACUUCAGCGGAUGUAACUUCUGUUGACAGAAACAGUUGACCGGCAGGUUAUAGACAUUGUGUGAAUGAAACUCUAGUUUGAGUGUGAGUUUCCAGGUACCAAGGAACAGCAUCAAGCAUGGGUUUGGGCGACCUACUCAGCAAGUUGUUUGGGAGAACCAACAAGAAGGCGCAGGUGUUGUGUAUCGGAUUGGACAACAGUGGAAAGAGUACUAUAAUAAACGAACUGAAACCUAAAGAUUCCCAAGCGGAAGACAUUGUACCCACGAUUGGGUUCACCGUAGAAACAUUCAAGUCCACAGCAGUCAACUUCACCGUGUUUGAUAUGUCGGGCCAGGGAAAGUAUCGGAACCUAUGGGAGCAUUACUACAGGGAGGCUCAAGGCAUUAUCUUUGUGCUGGACAGCAGUGAUAAACUAAGGAUGGUCGUUGCUAAAGAAGAACUGGAGCUCCUCUUAAAGCACAAAGACAUCUCCCAGAAAUGCAUCCCCAUCCUCUUCUUUGCAAAUAAGAUGGAUCUCCGAGAAUCGCUCUCCUCCGUCCAGUGUACAAAGCAUCUAGAACUAGAGCACAUCAAGGAUAAGCCGUGGCAUAUAUGCGCAAGUAACGCCCUGACAGGAGAGGGACUGCAUGAAGGAAUAGAGUGGCUCACAGAUAAACUCAAGCGAUGAGAUGGACUUCAGCAAACGGGGUGGUCGGCAGAGGCUGAAGAUGACUGAAGUAUCCACCAAUGUAGGGUUGGGUUCUUGUGCCUGAAAUCCUUCGUCCUGUCAUAAAGUCACCGUAAGCCUUUGUUGAGUUCUUCAAAUUGCCGGUCAUCAAAAAUUGAAAUAUAAUGGAAAUUUUUUAAAACCCAAAACAAUAACAACAUUCCAAAAACAAAUCCAUUGUCAAUCCAAGUGGAAACUUUGGCUGGAUUUUGAGAACGAACAUUUUCUAGCCAUGUUCAGGUAUUUCCAAUGGGUUGUUUUUAAACUACGCCCAAUUUCAUAGAGCCGCUCAAAAGCAGCAAGUAUUGCUUACAUGUUCUUUUAUUUACUAAGCAGAAAUAAGCAGGAUAUCAUUUUGGCUGGUAACCUGAUUCUGGUUAGCAUGAUUUUGUGCUGUGCUUAAGCAGCUCUAUGAAACUUGGCCCUGGUUUUUAACAGAAACAUGAAAAACUGUUCGUAAGGGUGUAAUGCAAUCUUACAAAAACAGACCUGAUGCACUGUUCCGUCACAAGCAAACACAUUUUGUAUCUUGUAAAAAUAUCUGAGAGGCUAUGCACGUACUAAGUAAUCUAAAUGUUAUCAUCUUCCUGUAUCCUCUUUCAAUAUUUUUAUGGUUAUUUAAGGAAGUUUUAGAAUGUUUGAAAUGAUUGGCUCGCUCCAUUGAUAUCACAGGUACUUUUAAGUUGCCGAAAGAAAUGUAUGUGCUCACUCGUGGGAUUAACUUUGGGAUUUCAAUUUUAAAAUAAAAAAGUUCUGCUUUCUUUAUUACCAAAC
Molecule: messenger RNA, 2132 nt
Organism: Asterias rubens (European starfish)
Lineage: Eukaryota; Metazoa; Echinodermata; Asteroidea; Forcipulatida; Asteriidae
Product: ADP-ribosylation factor-like protein 6
Exons: 6
Coding region: 768-1319 (183 amino acids)
Biological process (GO): cilium assembly; vesicle-mediated transport; protein localization to cilium
Cellular component (GO): axoneme; cytoplasm
Molecular function (GO): GTP binding; GTPase activity
Source: RefSeq, a predicted model, not a curated record